AUGGAAGAGGUAAAGGGGAAAAGAACCAUCAGUAACACUUGGAAACUUGUUACAAGGUCCCAAACUGACCCCUUUGAAGGAAUGCCUCUGCAUCUGAAAGAGAAGAUUCUCAUGAAAUUGAAGGCCAAAAUCAUAUCGACGUUCAUCCUCCUUUCCAAGUCCUGGUCAUCGAUAGUCCUUAACAAAGAUUUCACCAACAUGUAUUUGAUAAUAAAGUUCUUUGAAUCUUUGAAUCGACCACGUCUUCUUUUGGCAGUCGACGAUCGAGAAAUAAAUAUGCAGUUCUUCCACUCUUGCUCUCGAGAGGAUCCAUCUUCUGAUCAUCAAACGGUUGGCUGUUACCCUGAUUCGUAUCCGCGUAUCUGGUAUGACUUUUCUCCACCUGUUCGUGGCUUGAUCUGCUGUCUAAACAAUUCUACUAAAGUGGUAAUUGGAAAUCCUACUACUUGUCAAUUUGAAACUUUACCGAGAGUCAGAACCAAAAUAUACCAAGAAAUAUUUCCCUUCUUUGGAUACGAUCAUGUUAAGGAUGAAUACAAAGUCUUGUGCAUGACGAUAUCGGAUGAGUACUAUAGUAGAUCAGGAAAUAUUGUGUCCAAGGAGCAUAAAGUUUUCACUCUAGGAUGUAAACAGAAGAAAUGGAGAAUGAUCGAAUGUACGAUUAAUCAUUAUCUUACUCCUGGAACUCAAGGAAUAUUUAGCAAUGGGGUUAUCUAUUACUUCGCUAGGGUCAAUGAUGAUCAGUCGCUAAUGUGCUUUGUUGUGGGGUCUGAAAAGUUUAGUGUCGUUGAGUUACCGAGGCCGGCCGUCGAAGUUCUAGCGAACUACGGCGAAAAGAUAGCUGUAACGAAUUUGUUAUAUGCUAGUAAUGAUAGACUUUUUGUAUGGAUUCUAGAAGAUGCCAGCAAACAAGAAUGGUCAAACUUUUGUGUCUUGGUUCCUUCUUGGGUAGAUAUAUAG
This is a messenger RNA of Arabidopsis thaliana (thale cress), 960 nucleotides long. Its product is annotated as F-box associated ubiquitination effector family protein. Bases 1 to 960 code for a protein of 319 amino acids. The record is from RefSeq and is marked reviewed. The transcript has a single exon. Lineage: Eukaryota; Viridiplantae; Streptophyta; Magnoliopsida; Brassicales; Brassicaceae.